This is a messenger RNA of Beta vulgaris subsp. vulgaris (sugar beet), 575 nucleotides long. RefSeq lists its product as uncharacterized. The record is from RefSeq and is a predicted model, not a curated record. The coding region runs from base 15 to 575 and encodes 186 amino acids. NCBI's taxonomy places the organism in Eukaryota, Viridiplantae, Streptophyta, Magnoliopsida, Caryophyllales, Amaranthaceae. The transcript is spliced from 3 exons.
GGCAGCCAUACGUGAUGUAUCCUUACAUCACGCGAGAGAUAUGGGACCAGUUUGUAAAAAAAUGUAGCACUAAGGAGUUCCAGGCUAAAAGUGCAAAAGCAAGAAUCUCUCAGGCUGCUAACAAGCAUCCUCAUUUUUUGGGCCAAAAAUCAUAUGCGGAGAUGAUUCCCAUUUGGCAAAGCAGAGGGUAUAUCCCUUCUGCUACAACAUCAUCUGUUGACUCUUCUACAUCAUCAUUGAUUACCUCCUUGCCGGAUCGGACAUUGCCUUGGCUUCUCGCGAGAUCGAAAAAAGAUAAGGAUGGAAAAUUAUUCUUUCCUAAUGAAGAAACACAAAAGAUAAAAGAGUCCAUUGAUGAUUGGAAAAAGAAAGAAGCUGAAGGAGAGUUUGUUCCAGGUCGGAUGGAUGAUGCUCUUUCACGUGCUCUGCAGAGGAAAGACCGACCUGGGCGUGUGCUAACAGCUGGGCAUAGCAUUGGGAUUACAUCUGUUUGGGGAGAUCCUGAUCGGAGGAGUAGUGCCUCCAAGGGUAAGGGCAUGGAUGAUGAGAGAUUCAGGCAUUGGAGGCUAGAGUGA